Messenger RNA from Dicrocoelium dendriticum, 4587 nucleotides. The record is from the annotation of a GenBank genome assembly. NCBI's taxonomy places the organism in Eukaryota, Metazoa, Platyhelminthes, Trematoda, Plagiorchiida, Dicrocoeliidae.
AUUCACAGUCAUCCCCGUCCCCUUCCUGCUUGUUCCUAUCAGUGUGAUUCCCUGUCAAAGCUGAGAAAGCAGAUCGAUUGCACCCACAGGCCCAUCAAAUGUUUAUUCUUCCUGAUGGAGUCGGACGAAGAUAGAUUGAAUGUCGCGUCUAGUAGCGACGUUACCAAUCCUACUGAUAAACAACCUGGGCGUGAUGCUUACUCACUCUUGGCGUUAUCAAAGAUGAACGCGUUCCGUAAACGCGGUCAUCUGUGCGACGUGGUCAUCAAAGUGGGGGGAAGAGAAUUCUUGGCUCAUCGGGUUGUCCUCGCAGCUACAAGCGACUACUUUAACGCUAUGUUUUCCAACGGUAUGGCUGAGUCCGCUCAGCUAGAAGUUGAACUCAAAUCCAUCUCUCCAGAUAUCAUGGAUGCAUUACUGGACUACGUGUACACCGGCCAAGUCCACGUCACUAUGGAAAACGUGCAGGAUCUGCUUCCCGCUGCUAGCCUUGUUCAAAUGGAAGGUGUUAAAGUGGCCUGUUCUAGCUUUUUGUUAGCUGAAGUAGACGCUUCCAACGUGCUUGGUAUCCGACGCUUCGCCGAGCUUCACAGCUGUGCCGAGUUGGAGAAAUUCGCUCGGAAUUACGCGGCACACAACUUUGAACUUGUGGUGGAGUAUGAGGAAUUUCUCUGCUUGAACCACGAGGAACUUCUGGAUUUGAUCGUGCGAGAGGAUUUACGCAUCGAUUGUGAAGAAUCCGUCUACAAGGCGGUGAUGCGUUGGGUCUACCAUCAGGUUGCCGAACGAGCUCCUCAUCUUCCCAACUUGUUACUGAACAUUCGCCUUCCCGUCAUGUCCGUCCGCUUCCUCACCGACAUCGUGGACAAAGAUCUCCUCAUUCGUCAAUCGCUGGAGUGCCGUGAUUCGGUAGACGAUGCCAAGCGGUUCCACUUGCGUCCCGAUCUACGACACGAGAUGCGAGAUCGGCGUUAUCAUCAACGUGAUGGUGGCGAUGAAUAUUUGGUUGUAAUAGGGGGCUUCGGUUCGGAUCAAAAUCCUUCAGAUUCCGUGGAAAUGUUCAAUCCGCGCACACUAGAGUGGAGCGAGCUUCCGGACCUACCAGUCAGCUACCGCUACGUAGCCGCUUGCUCGUUAGACACGUGUGUCUAUGUAAUUGGUGGUUUUGAUGGCAGGGAGCGAUUGAACACCGUCUGUUUGUUGGACAUCGCACAUCGCGAUGAAGGCUGGCGGUGGCUAACCCCAAUGCACUACAAGCGUGGCCUUUCAGCAGCUUGCACUCACAAAGGUCUCAUUUACGUUUGUGGUGGAUUUGACGGCCAGUCACGUCUCCGGUCGCUCGAGGUGUAUCAUCCGAAAAUUGAUGAGUGGCGAAUUCUCGAAGACAUGACCACUGCAAGAGAGGGCGCUGGUCUCGUAGUUGUCGACGACACACUGUAUUGUCUGGGUGGCUACGACGGAUCUCAUCUGUUGAAUAGCAUGGAAGCAUUCAGUCUCCGCCACGGUACAUGGUCCGCUUGUAAACCGAUGUAUAUGCGACGUUCCGGAGCUGGUUGUGCCCUCCUCGGGGACACCAUCUACGUUUGCGGUGGCUACGGUGGGGCGGAAGGCCGCGGACCCCUGCAUUUAGACACCGUGGAAGCGUACCACACUCGUCUGCAGCAAUGGACUCUGGUCACCAGCAUGAAUGUGGCUCGUUGCUAUGUCGGCGCUUGCCCUUUGGCCGGCAAGAUUUAUGUUGCUGCCGGGUACAACGGCAGCCGUCUCUUGAACACGGUGGAGUCAUACGAUCCGUUGGAUAAUGUCUGGUGGCUUCACGACGAUUGCCGAAUGAACCAUGAGCGCUGUGACACUGGGAUGUGUGUUGUUCGCUUUCUGUCUUGUGCAGAGCCUCCAAUCCCAUCUCAAGCCGGAUCCACUAGCUCUAGAUCCAUGUCCGUCGCUUCAACUGUACUUCCCGCAGAAGCGACAUCAAGGUCUGCUGCGGUUACCACUGUUUCGUCUGGUCUCGCAAUGACUAUUCGGCCACCUGUUGAUGCGCACGGCCAUCGAAUUCCAAUGCUUCCUCUUAUCACCACACAGCUAAACACUACUACUACUAUUUCCGCCGCUGCUGCUGUCCCCAACCUUUUUCGCCCCCUUACCGAUUCGCGUUUCCCCCAUUCUUCUGAUACCCCGAGUGAACAAAGUUCGCGAAUCUCCAACCAUUCUCGAGUGGGAUUGCCGUGCUCCACCGCAUUAAGCUUUGCAUCCACAACCUCGCAUCCAACACCAGGACAAUCGGACACACGAACCAUUUGCUACCCACCACUCAGUCGCCAUUUAAAUUUGCCCAACCGGCAACCAUUCCACAGAGGGCUUUCUGCAGGGAGUCAUCUUCCGCCUGGAUUUUCACCUCCCAUCAGGAUACCCACGUCUUCGCGCUCAUCGCACUCGUCCUACGCCAGAGCUACGACACAACUGCUCGCGGUUACCUCCGGUGGGGAUAACCUGUGGACCGGUCUUGCAAUGGAUGCGGGAUUGCCUAGCCGCCACUCAAGUACACCUGUAUCGACGGAAACCUCCGAUUUUGUCGGCACGUCUCACCUGUUCUCCAUGGACACACACGCAAGCGACGAGCAACAGCCGCUUAGCGAAUCGUUUAGCUGUCAUUUGGAUCACUACACCGCCACCGCCACAGCUAUUGGGAGCAUGUGUUCCGAUGACAUGUGGCCCAAUCAGCCGUUUUUGCAAGAUUCGGAACGCACCAUCAUGGAGAGCGACGAAUGUCGCCAAGAAACACCAUCUUUUCCCGAUCUACCCAACAUGUGCUCGCAAACCAUUGAAUUCCAUCCGUCUGAUGAUGGCAUGGAGCGUUUCGCUGAUGGUGCUGGCUUCGGUUGCAGCAACUCCAGCAGUCCAACUUUGAAUCGAAAUUAUCACUCUGCUCCGAUCAGUAGUUCCGAUCAACCCUGCCGACCAGAUCUGUGCCGCUCUGCAGAAGCGCUGGAUUUGACCUGUCCGCCCUGCCGAUUAUGGGUUGACCAAGAUGGUAGCUCACCUUCCUACGUUGAUGCACGCGCAGUUGUUGGUCGUCAACCGGAUAUUUGUUCUUCUCGAGAUGAUCGAGGAGCUUAUUCACCCCAAACACCUGACGAUAUCCACGCGGAUUCCAUAUUUGGGCUUCCAGGACUGGAUAAUACACUUGUGGAGGGAUACAGUCGAGAUACCCUGUCUGAAGAUUCAGGGGAUGAUACCGAUUCAGUGGCACACUCCCCAAUCGGCUCAGGUAGAGCUGUUCGCGAUUUCGCCAAUCUGAACCUGAUCGACAAUAUGACGGAUCCUGAAGCAGUCGAGACUACCUCGACUGAUUGCACUCUUGCAGAUUCCACCUCGCUCUCCUUUUUACCUGCUGGCGAUGCUGGUUUAGCGACUGAUGAGAAUACGUUCCCCAGAGCUAUCACCGGUAGCGGCAGCGCGGAUUCUCUCGCGUGUUGUUCUAGUACCACUGGCCCCCCGGUGACUUCCUGCGGUGACUGCACCCGUUGGCCUCGAGUCUUCGGACCUUCUUGUGGCAGAUCCAAAGUUAAGCCUACUAUUCCGCACCCGACCAUGGUGGACCAACGCUGGCCACGCCGCUACUGUGCAGAGGAGCGUAAUCGCUACACCCCCGGCUGUCAUCCCGGUCCAGUCGUCAACCGCAUCAAGCGCUCCGCUUGCGAUUCGUUGGGCAUCCCCAGCACGUCGUGUGCCGAUCAUUGCCCUGCUCCUUCCAUCCCGGAGAGUGGCACAGAUGGCUCGCAUCUCACUGCACCGAACAGCGGAAUAUCUCUGCAUUCUAAUGAACAUGAAUUUCCACGAAUCGCGAACACCGACCAUUCUGUCUGCCAACCAACCGAACCCGCUCCUGACCUGCACGUCCCCACUCAAGUAGUGCUGCACCCCCAACCCGAAGCCGUUGGACUUCCGGACGAGCAUAAUAAUAACAUCGCUUCAGACUCACGCGAUCUAACCGGUGCUCACAGCUCCACAACUUUGGAUUCAGCACAACCAACCGUCUCUGAAGAGCUCCGUUCCAACUCGGAUUCUCGUUCAGACGGUGAGGGUGAGGAGGAGGAAGAGGAAGAUGCCGAAGAUCCGUUUGUGUCCCGGCAAAGUCCGGCAGUCGGACGCUCAGGUGGCGAACCUUUCUGAAUCAUGCACCUUCAUUUAGCUUUUUCCCCACUACCUGGCAGGUGGUUGAUUUUAAUUUCCUCGCUCCUUUACCAUUCGUAUGAUCCAUCCGGUUCCUCCCUUCAUCUAUGUCUUGCGUUGAUCGUGUUCGUGUGGCUUUUCACACUCCGCUGUACAUAAGUUAAUUUUAUUGCUUUUUGUCUUCUUCAUGCUCCACUCAUCUGAUUCCGCAUUGGCUUGUGUUCUCCACUUCACCUCUGCUGUUACGCUUUGACAAAAAUUUGGCUUCACAUGCGUUGCUGCCUUGUUCCAACUUCUCGUGAGCGACUUUUCCGCAAUUUAAGAAUCAGGUUGCAUUGUUUGCUUUCACUUAAUAACGAGGAGACAACCUUUGGAUCUGUUCAUUGACAAAUCCAUACCACCUAUGCGCCGUUC